AUGGGCGGAGGGCUCAAGAGCAAGGCCCCCCAAGCGUGCGAGACAUGCCGCUCGCUUAAGGUCCGCUGUCUCCCCAGUUCCCAGCCAGACACAUGUCUCAAGUGCGUGAAUUCUAAAAAGACAUGUGUAUAUCUUGAGCGUCAACCGCGGCAACGACAACCAUCUAACCCAAAGCGUGGCUCAAAAGCCCGAAUCUGUGCGUUGGAAUCAAAGAUUGAUAGUCUGAUUGCUUUCACUAGUCAAUCCCAACUGGUGCCGGGGCAAUAUGAUGCAAGUUUUGAUACAGGGCUCCUGAGCCAUGGGUUGUCCACACCUGGUUCAUCUUCGAGCCACAGGGAACGGGAUCUUACAUCCAACAGCGAUGCCAGCAGCUCAAAUCCGAGCUUUCCCGAUGAUCCCGCUACUAAAUGGGCCGAUUAUCCUCAAGUCAAUGGCAAAUCAUGUCCUGAAUUGCUGCUUGAAUGUGGAUUGUCUAUUGGUGCUGCUGAUGAAUAUCUCAAAUGUUUUCGCACCAUGACGUCCUAUUUUCCAUUUUUCAUUCUUCCUAGCCAUGCCACUUCUUUGAGAAUGUGUAAAGAGCAGCCGUUUUCUUUACUCGCAGCUUUAGCGGCAGCGACAUCAACAGACAAGGAGUUGCAAAAGUCUCUUGCUCACAAAUUUAAAGCAUGCGCUGUCCACGCUAUAAUGGUUGAGAAUGAAAGAAGCAUCGACCUUCUCAAUGGCAUACUGGUAUAUUUGGCCUGGUAUCAAUUUUAUUAUAUUCCUAAGAAAGAGCAAUUCAAUCAAUUACUUCACACUGCGAUUGGCAUGGUUGGCGACAUGGGGUUGAAUCUCAGACCAGCCGAGGCAGUUCGGAAAAGAUUUGGGCUUCGAUUAACACAUUACCACAAAUCCCAUGUACAUUUUGGAACACACGAUGAUUUCUUUAGUCCAGAAGCCCGCCGAGCAUAUCUAGGUUGCUUCUAUCUUUCAAGCGUUACCGGCUGGGCCACUAUGAAACCCAACAAUCUUCAGUUCGACAAUUAUAUGAUGGAAUGUGCGAGCUCCUUGGGUCAAGAAUUGGAACACCCAACGGACGCUCUGUUGUUACCAUUGGUUCGGCUCCAAAACAUGGCCGAUUUGUAUCACUGUGAUUUCUCGGCUAUUGAGAACAACUCUCAUGAGUAUUUGAACGGUUUAGACCUGGAGAUGAAAGUUCAAGCCUUCAAAGCCGAGAUAACGCAGUGGAAGCACUCACUUCCACCUAUAUACCAGCAACUUAACGGCACAAAUCUUGCCUAUGAAGUUGCUAUGAUACAUGCGUAUGAGAUGGAUCUUGUCCUCAUCUCCGCUGUCAAAAAUCGACGCAAUCCGGACUGUUCGUACGACUCAUCAACCCCAUCAUCAAUGUCUCAAGUUCGCCUCGAGGUGCUCUUCCUUUGUUUGAAAUCUGCCGCACAGCAUGCUCAAAGUCUUCUCUCUAUGUCAGCCUCUCAGUACGACAGUCUUUCCUAUAUCCAGUGGACUGGCCUCAUAUAUGCCAUAACAGUGAUUUACAGACUAACUGUCGGGAUUCCCCAAGUUCGCGAUUGGGAUGUUCGAGUUGCACGGCAGACUGUUGACUUCGACGGCAUUCUGGAUGCGUUUUGUAAUCGUUUCAAUGGUAUGUCACUUUGUGGAAAUGCCAAAUUGAGUAAUGAAGAGCUAUUCUCGAUAAUGGGUCCCAUUUUUGAAAAUAUUAGGCAGAACUACAACAGACUCAAAAAAUUGCCGCAAGAUCAAAGUGCAGAAGAUAUCCACCCGGUUCAUGGUACCAGCUUCCUAUCAUCCACGUCUCAAAACCAUCUAUGCCCGAGAUUCCGGACCUCGGGAAUCUUGGGCGUAGGUACACCAUGA
Penicillium nucicola is the source of this 1875-nucleotide messenger RNA. RefSeq lists its product as uncharacterized. Gene Ontology annotation, molecular function: zinc ion binding; transcription cis-regulatory region binding; DNA-binding transcription factor activity, RNA polymerase II-specific. Bases 1 to 1875 code for a protein of 624 amino acids. Gene Ontology annotation, biological process: regulation of DNA-templated transcription. Gene Ontology annotation, cellular component: nucleus. The transcript is spliced from 4 exons. Lineage: Eukaryota; Fungi; Ascomycota; Eurotiomycetes; Eurotiales; Aspergillaceae. The record is from RefSeq and is a predicted model, not a curated record.